AUGGCAGCCAAGUUAGAGUCUUUAAUCCAGCAGCUAGCUGAGACAACCGAGAGCAUCCGGAACAACCCCGCUUCGUUUCAUGCCUCUACCAAUCAGCAUGCUAGACUCGCUGACGCCCUCCAAGUCCUCCGGGCAGAAACGAGGCAGCCCACAGACGUGGUUCUUGACCUGCUUCCCCACUUGGCAGAAUUGACCGUGUUGCGGCUUUUCAUUAAAUGGAAGGUGUUCGAAAACAUUCCCGCCGAUGGUGAGAUAUCAUUCAGAGACUUGGCUUCCAAGCUUGGUGCCGAAACGAAUCUCAUAACCCGGUUUGCUAGUGUUCUGGUAGCCAGUGGCGUUUUGAAGCAAGUCGGGUACGAUCGCGUUGCUCACUCCCCCAUGUCCCCUCUCUUCACAUCCGGUUCCCCUGUGAGCGCUUUUGCGCAGAUAACCUUCGAUAAUGAUCUGAGAUCACUGCUCGCCAUGCCCGACUAUUUCGAGCGCUAUGGGCUCAAAGAACCUGCUGGCAGAUAUCAUACGGUCUAUUCGUUUUCCGCUGGGGACCCUGAACUGACAGUCUGGGAACAAAUGAACAAAAACAAGACUAAAAUGGCAGACUUCAUGACCACCAUGGCUGUGUUGGAUGAGGGAAUAGGAACGACCUAUGACUUCAGUUGGCUCCGCCUAGAAGCAAACUCGUCCAAAGACAGAGUUCUUCUCGUCGACGUUGGCGGCGGCCGAGGUCAAGCAGUCAGAGCCAUCUGCCAGGCCGUACCCGACCUUCCUGUCAACCGUUGCGUGGUGGAAGAUCUCGCCGAGGUGGUUGAAGAAGCGAGAUUGUCCGCCGAAGGGGAAAUGAAAGAAGCCCAGUUCGUUGCUCUUGACUUUCACAAAGAGCAGCCGGUGAAAGGGGCAUUGCUGUACUAUUUUCGCCACUGUCUGCAUGAUUACGGAGACGAGGAUUCUGUGUGUAUGCUUCAACAGAUUCGAGAUGCCAUGGUGGCCGACAGCAGGCUCCUCAUUGUGGAACAGAUCCUAAUCUCGGAGGCAAGGAACGGACGCUUGAAUGUUUCCGGUCUAUCACGUCCCGCGCUGGGCUAA
Molecule: messenger RNA, 1080 nt
Organism: Hirsutella rhossiliensis
Lineage: Eukaryota; Fungi; Ascomycota; Sordariomycetes; Hypocreales; Ophiocordycipitaceae
Product: o-methyltransferase domain-containing protein
Exons: 5
Coding region: 1-1080 (359 amino acids)
Molecular function (GO): O-methyltransferase activity
Source: RefSeq, a predicted model, not a curated record